This is a messenger RNA of Perkinsus marinus ATCC 50983, 1776 nucleotides long. RefSeq names its product Phg1B, putative. The transcript has 9 exons. Bases 1 to 1776 code for a protein of 591 amino acids. Gene Ontology annotation, biological process: protein localization to membrane. NCBI's taxonomy places the organism in Eukaryota, Perkinsozoa, Perkinsida, Perkinsidae. Gene Ontology annotation, cellular component: membrane. The record is from RefSeq and is a predicted model, not a curated record.
AUGAGGUCCCCAACGGUUGCAACACUGGUGUUGGGAUUGGCUCUUCUCUGUCAAUUCAUCACGAGUGGUUAUGAGAUGCUAACUAUGAAGCGGAGCAUGGUGACAAUCAGUAUGAAUAAGGUAUGGCCCUUCUCGAAUCCUACAGAGACCUACCGUUAUUAUGAUCUUCCCUUCUGCCAGCCAGAGGUUAUUGGGACACAUUGGAUGAGUUUCGGGCAGAUCCUCAGAGGGGACAGACUAGUGAAUUCAAUAUACAAGUUUCAAUUCGGGAUAGAUUUGCCAAAGACUCAAGUAUGUCAGAAGACUUUCACGAAGGAAGAGCUUGAGGUUCUCAAGGCGGCUGUGAAGGAUAGCUACAUGUUCGAGAUGUUCGUAAGUCUAAGCUAUACAUCUCUUUUCUCUCUUAGGUAUUUCUUAUUGAACUAUUUCGAAUUUAUUAUGGGCUAUAAUAACGAUGCAGUGGUAUCGGUGAAUAUAACAGCAGACUUAGACCUGCAACAUCUGAUAGAGAUCACCGAUGUUGAUGCUGCUACUAGGAAGCUGGACGUACCAUUCUAUUAUUCAGUCAAAUGGGUCGAAUCUCCUAUUACCAAAUCCGAGGCAUUAGAGAUGCAAUUGAAGGCUGCAUUGAUGUCGGGUUCUGACCAACCCAUCGAGAUUCAUAUAUUGGCCAUCAUUAACUCCUUCGUCCUCGUUAUGCUCAUACUAUCAUUGCUACUACUCGUUAUCAUAAGGGUUGUUCGAUCGGAUCUCUCACGUUAUCUGGCUAUACCCGAUGAUGAGCUGGCAGCUAUUGAGGAGGAAACUGGUUGGAAACUACUCUAUGCCGAUGUAUUCCGACCGCCGGCCCAUAGGCUAUUACUAUCGGCAGCGGUUGGUGCUGGGACACAGCUAUUGCUAGCCGUUGUCCUAGUCGUAAUGGUUGGGUGUAUUGGUUUGUAUUAUAGGAGAGGAGCUGUGAUGACGGCAGGGAUCAUCUCAUACCUCAUCACCGCGGCAUCAGGUGGAUAUGUAUCCGCAAGACUAUAUAACUCUCUAGGAGGGGAGAAGUGGGCAUGGAACAUCUUCGUAACAGCCAUUGCAUUUAUGGGCCCUACUUUCGCUAUAUGGACGUUCCUUAAUACCGUUGCUAUAGCGUAUAAUUCUACUGCAGCAUGGCCCUUGGCUACCAUACUCUUCAUUAUUACUAUUUGGGCAUGCGUGACUUUCCCUCUGACUGUGAUUGGGGGAAUCGUUGGAAGGCAUAAGUCAAUGAAAAAGAAGACUGAAGCUGGAGGCAACCUAUUCCCUUGCAAGACCAAUAAGCUUGCUAGAGAGAUACCAUCUUGCCACUGGUAUCAGAGCUCUACUUGCCAGAUGUUAGCUGCUGGCUUCCUACCCUUCUCUGCUAUCUAUAUUGAGCUUCACUAUGUCUUCAACUCGGUAUGGGGUCCUAAGCUGUAUACCUUUUAUGGUAUACUCCUGUUAGCCUCAUUAUUAGUAUUCCUCGUGGCUGCUGCUGUUACUGUCCUCUUCACGUAUUUGCAUUUGAAUGUAGAGGACCAUAGAUGGUGGUGGAGAUCCUUCAUAUCUGGUGGUUCAGUGAGUGCCUUUUUUUAUGUCUAUUGUUGCUACUACUAUAUCCAAACGAGCAUGACAGGUCUUCUACAGGUAUCAUUCUAUUUCCUCUAUUCCCUCAUUAUAGCAUAUGCAAUCUUCCUUAUGCUGGGUACCGCCAGUUUCCUGGCUACCUACUACUUCGUCUGGUACAUCUAUUCGAGAAUUAAGGUAGAUUAG